CUAAAGAUUACGAGAAUUACAAUGCAUUACAGUGGCAGCAUUUGAAGAUUUUUGCCUGCAUGAUUACAAUUUGAGAAAACAACUGGCUCUCGACACUCCUCAGUUAGUUUACUUUCAGGUAGCUGUUAUCACGUAAAGAAAUCUUCCUAAUAUUUACUGUGUUGUUUUAUCGUUUCAGAACGGGUUCAAGGUUUUCCGUUCGAGUGUCGGCAGUGGAAAUCGUCGGCCGUUCGGAAAAAGUUCGGGAUUUACUCGCGGAGCAAGCUUCAGGUUCAGAAAAUGGCACAGGUGACCCAAGCCCCAGUAUUUUCCUUCGUGAAGAUCGCAAUGGAGCUCAGGAGAUCAAUCCCACAGAGCUUCGUGUGGCAUCAGCUGAAAAAGCAGCUUACUAUCUGGAUGCGGCUAUCGCCUCAAGAACAAGACCACUGAACAACAAACCUGAGGGCGAAAACAACACAGACUGGGAGGAAAGCAUGAACUCGCAUAUGUUCUUCACUGUGCAUAUUUAUCAGUACCGCGUGGAGAAAAAUUCCAAGAACGCUGGAGGAGUCCACGGAGGGCGCUCCCGGCUGCAUUUGAUCGAUCUCGCUAGCUGUGAAGGGUACACUGGGUCUAAGAAUAACGGAGGGGCCAGCAGUAUGUCAUUGUCAGGACUUGGAAACGUCAUCAUUUCUCUCAUAAAUGGCGCCAAGCACGUGCCUCACAGAACAAGCAAAAUCACGCGCAUGCUCCAAGAGUCCAUCGGAAAUACGUCCUGUCGCACAACCAUGAUUGCGCAUGUGUCACCCUCGCUUCCAUUCUACGCCGAAACACUGGCGACGGUUCAGCUAGCGACCAGGCUUCACCGGUUGCGAAAGCGCAAGGGAAAGGGAUCCAGCACGAGUUCGUCUGGUGGCGAAAGCUCCUGCGACGAGGCCCGAAUCCGAAAACCGAGACUUCGGACAGCUGAGCCUAGACUUCGGACCACAGCGUUAAACGAAAAACUCCGCGAAGAUUGCCCGAUCGGUGAACCGGCUAGCUCCGACUACAACUCGAGCACGGGCGAGGAGUCGUGCGAUACUGUGAUCUACGUGGGUCCCGACGGGGCUAUUAGUGACCGCGAGCUCACAGACAACGAGGGCCCGCCAACGAGGCUCCCUAUCAGGAAAUCGAGCGUGUCCGACAGUACAAGGUCCCUGGUGCGGAAACUAGAAUCGAUUGAGAACGAAGAAGCGGAAUUUAAUGAAGAAGGCGAGGACUUGAAGCGUGAAGUCGAGGGAAGUGAGGACAGUGGUAGUCUUGCAGAGGAAAAAGCGCAAGAAAAGAUACUUUCCGCUCGAGAAGAAGGAGAAGGAGAAGAGUUCAGCGAAAAUUACACUGAGGAAUCGUCUUACGAGACCGAAAUUGAAAUCCUACCCGACAGCCGGAAAGCAAGUAGGAAAAGACUUCUUGAAAAUAAAGGAAGCUCGUCGAGUAUUGCAGAAAUCGCGGGGAAGGACAAAGCCAAAAGAAGUAAGACACACCAAAACGACAUCGCUAGCCCUAAAGUAAAGGAGGUGACUGAAAUUUCCGCUCCAGAGCUCAGCACACUUAUUCUACCGUCUAGACUAGGUCCCAACUUAGACGUUGAUGAAACGAUGAAUUCUCGACACAGCACUGUGGUAAUUCCCGUACAGUCGUUUCCAGGCGAGGAAGCGAAGCUGAGAGCGCGGGUCAUGAGCCCGGAGACAUCAAGUGAAUCGUCGGACGCGGAGAGCAUUGUGAUGGCCAAGGCGCCAUCGUUUUCUUUCUUGACCUGUACCGCUGUGAACGACAUCCACGCUGACUCCAUGGACUCUCUUAACAUGGAGCAGGACUUGCACGAUUACGAGAUGUCUCGACGAAAUGGCGACGGAUCCAGCACGAGUUCGUCUGGUGGCGAAAGCUCCUGCGACGAGGCCCGAAUCCGAAAACCGAGACUUCGGACAGCUGAGCCUAGACUUCGGACCACAGCGUUAAACGAAAAACUCCGCGAAGAUUGCCCGAUCGGUGAACCGGCUAGCUCCGACUACAACUCGAGCACGGGCGAGGAGUCGUGCGAUACUGUGAUCUACGUGGGUCCCGACGGGGCUAUUAGUGACCGCGAGCUCACAGACAACGAGGGCCCGCCAACGAGGCUCCCUAUCAGGAAAUCGAGCGUGUCCGACAGUACAAGGUCCCUGGUGCGGAAACUAGAAUCGAUUGAGAACGAAGAAGCGGAAUUUAAUGAAGAAGGCGAGGACUUGAAGCGUGAAGUCGAGGGAAGUGAGGACAGUGGUAGUCUUGCAGAGGAAAAAGCGCAAGAAAAGAUACUUUCCGCUCGAGAAGAAGGAGAAGGAGAAGAGUUCAGCGAAAAUUACACUGAGGAAUCGUCUUACGAGACCGAAAUUGAAAUCCUACCCGACAGCCGGAAAGCAAGUAGGAAAAGACUUCUUGAAAAUAAAGGAAGCUCGUCGAGUAUUGCAGAAAUCGCGGGGAAGGACAAAGCCAAAAGAAACUAG
Orbicella faveolata is the source of this 2498-nucleotide messenger RNA. RefSeq lists its product as uncharacterized. Gene Ontology annotation, biological process: microtubule-based movement. Gene Ontology annotation, molecular function: microtubule motor activity; microtubule binding; ATP binding. Lineage: Eukaryota; Metazoa; Cnidaria; Anthozoa; Scleractinia; Merulinidae. The record is from RefSeq and is a predicted model, not a curated record.